GUGGAAAACACUCUCAAUCAUCUUGGCUGAAAGUGUUUUGAAGGAUUUUGAAAACUACCUGGUUUUCUAGAGAGCACAUAAACUGGUGAAAUACCUAAAAUCAUGGUUCAUACCAGUCAUUCAGAUUAUCACAUUUUAGCACUCGAAUCAUUCACAAAUAAUGUUACCUCUUUGAGAUAGCUCCCAGGUUAGGCUUCUGCGUGGCAAACCCGAACCCCAUCGGGUCUGUCCCUCGAGACGGAACGAACGGGAUCGGAACGGUAAAGGAAUUUCAGGAAUCGGGCCCACGGCAUCAUUAUAAGUUGCAGAAAAAUGUUAUUUCGUAAGUUUUUUCGUUUGAUUGUAGGUACACUACAACUUUAAAUGUUUAAUUCUUGCAAUACGAUCAGGUAGAUAAGUUUAAUACCAGUAGGCGAAUUAAGUAAUUGCAUGUUAAUUGCAGUUUUUGUUUUAGAAAACUUGAUAUUUCGACUAUUCACGGUCAUUCUCAAAGUUGAUAAUGUACAGACAAGAGGUGACUUAGAACGGUACUGAAGGAUCUGUACCAUUUAGUUUUGGUGCUUUUGCUCGUAUCAAGGGUGAUUCUUUUAUUAACAACUUGUAUUGGUGUUAUUCGCUAGUGAGAAUUUCAAAGUCAUUUGGUGUAAUCAAAUGUUCAGUCGCGUAAUCACGUCUACCAAUGGCCGACUUUGCCACUACCAUUUGUUUUGGAUUAUCGGUUUUCAGUGUUUGGGUGGCCAGUAACUCAUCAAGCUCAUCAUCAUUUAACUUUCUCAUCGCAGGGGAAGCUUACCUGUUCCUUGAACGUGUGAAAAUUCUAAAAUGUAAAGAUCCGAAUUUUUUGUGUGUAAAUUUUCAGGUUUGACAAUGACCGUUAAUAGUCAAAAUAUCAAGUUUUGUAUAAUAAGAUUCUAAGAUUAGCUGCAAUUCACAUGAAACUACCAAGUAUAAAACCGUAAUUUUAUAACAAGCGAAGUUUAUCUGCGAUUCACUGAUCCUCGCCUGAAAAUGGCUUUUUAGCGAUGAUUUGGUUUUAAUAUGGGCUUAGCUUUUUAAAGAUAUAGAGAAAUCACAAGUUUUUGUUUAUUUAUGUAGAAGACUGCAUUAGAUGUAUUGAACGACAUAUUUCCUAGAAUUUGAUCGAUAACAUUAGCAGGCGUUUACUCAUUUUAUUUAAGCAGAACACGCAAAAGCAAAAGAAAAAUAGUGAGUAAAAAAUUCGUGUAAAGAAUCUAAAGUGAAGUCUAAAAUAAGAAUACCAUAAUUUACACUCGAGAUUCAAAAGGUCGUUUUGUUAUUUUAUCCAGUUGCUCAAGUCUGUCAAGUUCUUCUAGAAGAUCUUGAUUUGGAUUAAUCUGCAGGCCUGACAGUGGAAACGAUCGUAAAAUUUUAGAUCGUCAAGUUUUUUCAUUCUUCAAAAAGUUUCUAAAAAUGCGAAGGCUGUUGUACAAAUAUCUAAUCUACGUGCAAAUAUAUCUAAACAGGACGUCAAACAUUUUAUGGCUGCAAAUUCACUAUUAGCUGCUCAAUAUAUUGCUGCAUUUGCUUCUAGCGUGGCCGAUUCUACUGUUGAUCUUUUCAUCGUUUUAAUUUGGACGGAACCAUCAACAGUAAAAAUGAUAGUCGACACGUUUGAAGCACUUGCGGCUGCAGCUAAUUGUGAGCGUGUGGCUAUAAAAGUUGAUUCAAUAAGAAGUCCUAAACAUGCUGAUCCAGAUAUUACGAAUGAAGAUCUUUAUCCGUUGUUCAUCUUGGAUGCGAAACAAUGUAUAUCCACAAAUUCUCAACAGGCUCUUGUAAUUCAUCAACGCAAAAAACGUGUAGCAAACGUAUAG
Didymodactylos carnosus is the source of this 1835-nucleotide messenger RNA. Lineage: Eukaryota; Metazoa; Rotifera; Eurotatoria; Philodinida; Philodinidae. The record is from the annotation of a GenBank genome assembly.